Guyanagaster necrorhizus is the source of this 3578-nucleotide messenger RNA. RefSeq names its product Pkinase-domain-containing protein. Gene Ontology annotation, cellular component: cytoplasm. The coding region runs from base 153 to 3578 and encodes 1141 amino acids. Gene Ontology annotation, biological process: protein phosphorylation; intracellular signal transduction. The record is from RefSeq and is a predicted model, not a curated record. Gene Ontology annotation, molecular function: ATP binding; protein serine/threonine kinase activity. Lineage: Eukaryota; Fungi; Basidiomycota; Agaricomycetes; Agaricales; Physalacriaceae. The transcript has 4 exons.
GGAAAGAAGAACCUGAGCCCUGUGAAGGUACAAAGUAAGCCGGUUGUCAAGCAGGCACAUGCACGUGUUCUGGUUCAAAGCUCUUUCUGUUGGACUGCCACCACUUGCCUUCUUCGUCAUCGUCCUCAACGUCGACGACGUUCCCUCCAACGAUGGCGCCGUCGUCAAGCCUCAAAAUUCCUACGAUGGACACCGCUGCAGGCCCUUCACGCCAGCAGUAUCCCGCCGGUAGCUCCCGUCCUGUAUCGGUUACCGUCCAAUCUUCAGCAUCGUCAGCGGCAGGAUCGUCAGCGGUCAGAAAACAGCGAGCGUCACACUCUGUCGUCUCUCCUUCUGCCCAGAGCCACCAGUCGUCAUCGAGCAGCCACCACCUCAACGGCGGUCAUGCCCAGGACGACGGUCAACCUCCUUACACGGAUGUUUAUUCUCAUCCGGCAGCAAUGGCAUAUGCUUCGUCACAUCCACGGCGAACGAUUCCAAGGUUUGGCCCGUAUCUGCUCCUGCAGACUCUUGGCGAGGGCGAAUUCGGUAAAGUCAAACUCGGCCUUCACAGUCAAUGGGGAGAGGAAGUAGCUGUUAAGCUCAUUCGACGCGGCAAUGUUGACACCAGUGUUCGCAUGUCUAAGGUAGAACGUGAAAUAGAAGUCCUAAGGACCCUCAAGCACCCCAACAUCGUGCGCCUGUACGAUGUUAUCGAAACAGACAAAUACAUCGGUAUCAUUAUUGAAUAUGCUUCCGGAGGUGAACUCUUCGACCACAUCCUUGCUCACCGCUACCUACGUGAAAGAGACGCUGCCAAACUCUUUUCCCAGCUCAUAUCUGGUGUCUGGUACAUUCAUCAGAAAAAAAUCGUUCAUAGAGAUCUCAAACUCGAGAAUCUUUUACUCGACAGGCAUCGCAAUGUGAUCAUCACCGACUUUGGUUUUGCAAACCGUUUUGAACACCGUUCAGAUGAUCUCAUGCAGACGUCCUGCGGAUCCCCGUGCUAUGCCGCUCCUGAGCUGGUCAUUAGCGAAGGGCUUUAUGUUGGUAGCGCCGUAGACAUUUGGAGCUGCGGCGUUAUUCUCUAUGCAAUGCUUGCCGGUUAUCUCCCUUUCGACGACGACCCUGCGAAUCCAGAUGGCGACAAUAUCAACCUUUUGUACAAAUAUAUCGUUAACACUCCUUUAUCUUUCCCCGACUAUGUCUCUCAGGAAGCUCGCGGCCUCCUUUCCCUCAUGCUAGUGCCGGACCCUGCUUACCGCGCUAGUCUUGAUCAAGUUAUGGCUCACCCAUGGCUGGCUGCAUACAAUAGCCCACCAACCGAUCCGAGCUUGUUUGUUCCUCGUGCGUUUGGCCGAACUGUGGAAGAAUUGGAACGCGCCGCGAUGGAACAACACCACCAAAAACGUCUUGCUUACCAGCGACAGAUGAAGGCCGCUGCGGUCGCGUCCGGAUCCGGCUCCCCUGAUAGGAUAGGCAGAAGUCAUAGCCAUCGUCCCACAGGCUAUGAAACCGGAGGCACCUCCGCGUCAGCGAAGCAACCCUCCCGGAGUCAUUCGAUACAGCCUGGCCUUGUCUAUGAGACGUCCGUGGAUCAGGGUGCUGGUAACUCGGGCCCCUCGUCACCACCGAUAUCGGCGCCCGUCUUAGGAAACGGUGGACAUUACGAGGAUAUGGACAGUGAAGAUCCGUUUGCUGCUCCCAGCGGAGUGGCUUCACCUGAAGUUACCAAUGGCAAGCCUGGUGGAAGGAAAAGCGCUGCGAGGCCUCACACUGUUCAAGUUGAGUAUGACGGCCCUCGAGAUCGGCCUGCGAGGAAGGAGAGGGGCAGGGAAUCUCAAGAAGAGAGUACUCGAGAACGUGACAGGGAGAGGAAGCAGCGAGAGCGUUCGACAUCCCGUGGCCAGACGCAGCUACAGCCCUCUUCGUCUAGUGGUCAGAGUUCAGAAAGACGGCGACCGCCUCAGAGCAGUGGAGUGAAACCUUUGCCUCCAUCACCUCCUGGCCCCACGGCUGUUGCUCCUCGUCGUGAACGUGCAGGUAGCAGGACUGCGCCAGUACAUACUCAUGCGGAGCCAGAACCUCCUAAUAUCACCCUAGCCAGUCCUCCUGAUACACCUCUUGCCUUUGCUUCCCCAGAAGGCGACGCUGACGAUCGGGACGAGGAAUCUUCUUCCAGAGGAAGCGGCAAGCACAAGCGCGGUAUGUCGACCGUCGGCGGCUUAUCGAAGAUAUUCAGCAACGAUCACAAUGCUAAUGGAGCGUCUGUUUCCAACGUUUCCAAUACCUCCGGCUCGCUGCUUACCUCUGCUCCCAGCGACAAGGAAAAGGACAAUGUAUCGCACGUUACGGCGGAUAAGAAGAGUCGGAGGAGCUCUCUCACGGUAAUCAUCAGCCGAACGAUAAAGAGCCGCAAAGGCAAAAUGGCGGCGACGCCAAUCUCGGCUGUGGAUGAUGCCCGAAACGAGAAGAAUGUUGUUUUGACUUCUCAAGUCCCCCCUGCCAAUGCUCCCAUGUCUACUAAGGAGUUCAGCGAGGUGACGUCUAGGGCAACUAACGAUGUGUACGACACACCUGGUCCUGGUAGAGACUCGGGUAUGCAGGCCUCGACAAGCAAGGCCAGGAAGGUCAUGCACUGGUUCAGGAGCAGGAGCAAAGGUCGUGACCCAGUGGGUUUGGAGGAAGAGGAAGAGGAAAAGCCAGCAGCAACCGAUCAUGUUCCCAAGAACGAGUCAAGGAAAAGGUCGUCGAAUGCAGUCAACCAGACGUUAUCGUCACCGCGCGCGGCGUCGGUUCAAGUGACGCUUACUGCGCCUUCGAGGACUCCUUCUGGUCAUCAGGCGCCGAUGCAUCCCCAGCGAACGCCCUCUUCAGCGACAGACGCAUCGUUGAUGACGCCGAGCUUUGUGACUCGUAUCAGAAAUUCUGUGACUGUGGGCGGCGGUAGUGGAGGUGGCGGUUCCCAUUCGAAGAAUGUUGCAGGCGUCCUUCGUAUUCAUCAUGGCGCAGUCGAUCAGGAUAUGGUGACGACUCGCUCACCGCCGGAGGUGAUAAAGCAUAUGAAGGAGGUGUUGAUAGGGAUGGGGAUAGAAGUUCAGGUUGAGAGCGAGUAUAAGUAUCGCUGCAUCAGGGCGAAACGAAGAAAGGUUCCAGGGGCGUCAAAUGUGAUAGCUAACGUUGGUGCCGGUCCUAGCAGUGGUGGGUUGGCCGCUGUCACGAUGAUGGGUAGCGCUGCGUCGAAUGGAGUUGAUAAGCGCGGUCUACCUGUACCAUCGCAUGCGUCGUUCUCCGGAGGAAUGUUGCGAGGCCUGUUGAUGCGUCGGCAAUCGUCACAUGUUUCUCAGCCCGGCAAUAUGGCGGUAUCCUUUGAAGAAGAGCCAAGCGUGAUGGUUCUAGAGACUGGUGCCGUGUUGGACCCGGUAUAUGGUGAUUCUACUGAAGAUGUUGGAGAUGAAGUCCGGUUCUCCGUGGAGCUCACUAGGAUGGAUCGCCUCAAUGACACGUACAGUCUCGAUAUUCGGCGUCUGAAGGGCAACUUGCGAAGCUACAAGUUUCUGUAUGACACUGUUAGACAGCGCGCGGAUUUGCAGCGGUAG